Molecule: messenger RNA, 2565 nt
Organism: Drosophila busckii
Lineage: Eukaryota; Metazoa; Arthropoda; Insecta; Diptera; Drosophilidae
Gene: AOX2
Product: aldehyde oxidase 4
Molecular function (GO): iron ion binding; oxidoreductase activity
Source: RefSeq, a predicted model, not a curated record
AUGUCGGGUGGGCAUUUAGUUGCCUCAGCACGCAUUUGCUUUGGUAAUCUAAGACCUGACUUUGUGCAUGCCCAUGAGGUGGAGCAGUUGCUGGCCUGUCGCCAACUCUAUGACACCGCAACAAUAGCUCAAGUCUUGCACGGAUUGCAGAGCAGUUUACAGGCGGUGGAAAUGCCACCCGAGGCUUCCUCACAGUAUCGUCAGAGCCUAGCCCUCUCGCUAUACUACAAGUUUUUGUUGGGCACAGCACCCAAGAACUUGGUGAGAGAGAGCUAUCGCACCGGUGGUGACCUAUUGGUGCGUCCUCUAUCUUCAGGCAGCCAAACAUUUGAGACCAUUAAAAAGAACUUUCCUGUAACACAAGCAGUGCCAAAGCUAGAAGGUCUCAUACAAUGUUCUGGCGAGGCGAUGUACAUGAAUGAUUUGCUUACCACAUCCAAUGCGGUGCACUGUGCUUUUGUGACUGCCAAACGCGUGGGCGCCAGCAUAGAGCAAAUUGAUGCUAGCGCUGCACUGCGUUGCAAAGGUGUUUUUGGCUUCUUUUCGGUGACCGAUAUUCCCGGGGAUAACAAUUUCUACAACAGUACGCUUUUUUCCGUGGAACCGGAGGAGAUUUUUUGCGGUAGCGCUGUCAAGUACUUCGAUCAGCCCUUGGGCGUAAUCGCAGCGGUUAAUCAGGAUACAGCUAUAUAUGCAGCCAACUUAGUGAAGGUUACCUAUGCCAGCGAGCAGGUGCAGCUCUAUACCAGCAUGGCUUCGGUGCUCUCGGCGAAACAUACGAAAGAAGCACAGCAACGUUUGUUUGUUCUGACUAAGCAAACUCAGGAGACUUUGCCGAAACCCAGUUUGGCGCCAGGUGAUGUGCUAGGACGUGGCAUUCUUGAGUUAGAGUCUCAGUAUCAUUUCACCAUGGAGCCACAGACAACGAUUGUUGUGCCCUGCGAGCAAGGCUUGCAGGUGUGGAGCGCUACACAGUGGAUGGAUGUAACCCAAGCCAGCAUAGCACGCAUGCUUAAGAUGGAUGUGAAUCUGGUUCAGCUGCAAGUGCGACGCGUGGGUGGUGCAUAUGGCGCCAAAGUGACGCGUGGCAAUUUGGCAGCUUGCGCCUGCGCUUUGGUGGCCCACAAGCUCAAUCGUCCAGCGCGCUUUGUGCAGACUAUAGAGUCCAUGAUGGAAACCUUGGGUAAGCGCUAUGCCUGUCGUUCGGACUAUGAAUUUCAAGCGCGUGCCAACGGAUCCAUACUUAUGCUAAGCAAUAAUUACUACGAGGAUGCGGGCUGGAGUCUGAAUGAGAACGUGGUGGAAUUUCUUACCUUGUCAGCCCUUACAAAUGGCUACAACUUAACUAAUUUGAAUUUCAAAGUGCAGGGCACAGCUGUUCGCACAGAUGCACCCAGUUCAACCUGGUGUCGUGCGCCAGGAACAGCGGAGGCCAUUGCUAUGACAGAGACCGUGCUGGAGCAUAUUGCCUUUGCCUGCAAGCUGGAUCCGGUGGAUGUUCGGUUGGUUAAUCUACGCCCUGGCAGCAAAAUGGUGCAGCUGUUACCCCGAUUCAUAUCCUCAAGCGAGUAUCGUCAGCGUCGCGAUCAAGUGAAUGUGUUUAAUGCCCAACACCGUUGGCGCAAACGUGGCUUGGGCCUGGCACAAAUGGAAUUUCCGCUGGAUAUCGGCAUUGCCUUAGAUUAUCCGGCUACGGUGGCCAUUUAUCAUGCCGAUGGAUCAGUGGUUAUAACACAUGGCGGUAUUGAGAUCGGUCAGGGCAUUAAUACCAAGGUCGCUCAAGUGGCUGCCUUUUUGCUGGGUGUACCGCUUCAGCUCGUACGUGUGGAGCAGAGUAAUACUAUCACGGGCGCGAAACUUCUUUUGUUCACUGCCAACUCUAUGACCAGCGAAGUAGUAGGUAUUGCUGUGCGCAAGGCUUGCAAUACCCUAAACCAGCGUCUGGAGCCUGUAAAACGUAGACUGGGUCCCAAAGCCACCUGGCAAGAGAUUGUGGAGGCAGCUUUCUUACAGUCCAUAGGCAUGGUGGUCACAGAUUCUUACAAAAUGGGUGACCAAAGCAACUACAACAUAUAUGGCUUGAGUCUUUGCGAGCUGGAGUUGGAUUUGCUAACAGGCAAUCAUUUAAUACGCCGCGUGGAUAUUUUGGAGGAUGCAGGUGAAAGCAUAAGUCCCAAUGUGGAUGUGGGUCAGGUAGAGGGAGCCUUUGUUAUGGGCUUGGGCUACUAUUUGACUGAGCUGCUUCUCUAUGAUCGACAGACGGGACGUCUGCUUACAAAUCGCACUUGGAACUAUCAUCCACCAGGUGCCAAGGACAUUCCCAUCGAUUUUCGCAUUGAGCUGCUGCAGAAGAACCCAAACCCUGUUGGUUUUCUGCGGUCAAAGGCAACUGGAGAGCCCGCCUUUUGUCUGGCAGUUGGCGUGCUGUUUGCUAUGCAACAUGCCAUUCAAGCUGCUCGACAAGAUGCUGGCUUACCAAGGGAAUGGGUGCGUCUUGGUGCGCCAACCACACCAGAGACGGUCUGGUUAAAUGCAGGCAAUGAAGUGUCACAGUUCGUGCUAUAA